Mycosarcoma maydis (corn smut) is the source of this 1962-nucleotide messenger RNA. RefSeq lists its product as uncharacterized. The coding region runs from base 1 to 1962 and encodes 653 amino acids. The transcript has a single exon. The record is from RefSeq and is a predicted model, not a curated record. Gene Ontology annotation, biological process: N-acylethanolamine metabolic process; N-acylphosphatidylethanolamine metabolic process. Gene Ontology annotation, molecular function: N-acylphosphatidylethanolamine-specific phospholipase D activity. Lineage: Eukaryota; Fungi; Basidiomycota; Ustilaginomycetes; Ustilaginales. Gene Ontology annotation, cellular component: membrane-bounded organelle; cytoplasm.
AUGUCAGCUGCAGAGCAACAACAUAAACGACACCAUAGAACGAUAGAUGAGAUGGUUCACGGCCAGGAUCAACCGAAUGACGCCGAGUCGGUUUCCUCGUCUCGUUCAUCCUCCUCAUCCGACGAGCCCGCCGCGCAGACAACGACGGACGACACAUGCUAUGCUCACAAUGAAUCCACCAAGGCGAACUCGAACCGUUGCACGCCGUAUCGAAUCGUGCUCAACUGUCGAUCUUCCGAUCCGAUCGCAGACUUGCAUACUCUGGAUCCGGAUGAACUGCCCUCACACUGGGUGCCUACAGUAGUAUCCCAGGUCACACGCGCUACAUCUACCGCCGUUGGACAGCUCAGCUCGCCGCGUCAAAGCGCGUCUUCUCGCCACGACCACCAAUCAGGAGAGGAGCAGCAAUCACUCAACAAGCAGCAGAGUCACAUGUUGGAUCACCUCACAUUCCGCAAUCCUUGGGAACAGAGCUUUCGCAAAACUGGUAUCAAAGGGAUCCUGAACGGUGGGCUCAAGUGGGGUCUACCUGAUAGUUACGAGGAAGGUUCCGGGAGGGGAAGUAAGAGGUCGAGUGGAUUCAAGUCCAACAAGAAGAUUCAGAGGCAGCGGCUAACGGCUAGAAAGGAGGAUCAGGACUUAGGCGAGGAGUGGGAUCACGUCGAGGUGGUCAAGCCAGAGUGGGGAUGGCCAUCGAGGCACUUGGAGAAUCAAGUGGAUCAGCUGCGAGAGCAAGAGAAGGCGGAACAUCCUGCAGCGCAACAACAGACUAAGCACAAGAUGGAAAAGAGAGCUGGAACGGAAGCGGACUACGCAGCGCAGGAAAAACCUUGGAGGGAUUGGCAAGAUCCAACGAAUCCGGAUCGCACAGCAGCCAGAGUCACUUGGCUAGGUCAUGCAACCACACUUGUUCAGCUUCCACCACUCUCAACAUCCGCCGCCGACGGCGAGAGGCAAGACGUCUCUUCUCGAUCCAUCAACAUCCUCUUCGACCCGAUCUUCUCGGAACGCUGUUCUCCCUCGCAAUCCGCCGGCCCACAACGCUUCACUCCGGCACCCUGCUCGGUGAAAGACCUCCCACCGAUUGAUUUCGUCGUCAUCUCUCACUCGCACUACGACCACCUGGACUACCACACUUUUCAACAACUUCUCCACACGCGUGGAGACGCCGUCCAUGCGUUCGUGCCGCUAGGAGUCAAGGAAAAGUUGACGGGAAGUGGUGGGUUUGGUUGGAAAUCGGAGCAGGUGAGCGAAUUGGAUUGGUGGGAUUCGGCCACCUUGUCUCUCGGAGGAUCACAAGAGGGGCAAGUCAAGAUCUGGUGUACGCCAGCACAGCACGGAAGUGGGAGAGGCUCAGGUGACAAGGAUGCAAGUCUGUGGGCGAGUUGGGUUGUUGAAUGGAUUUCCCAACACCAAAGGUUCUGCGCCUUUUUCGCUGGUGAUACUGGGCUCAAGUAUCAUCAUGAUAAUCCGCACAAGCGAUCCAAAUACCCAGCCUGCCCGGCGUUCGCCGAGAUCGCUCGCAAAUUCCAGCCUUUCGACCUUCUCCUCUUGCCCAUCUCAGUAGGCUCGAGUCUAAGCUACUUCCGAUCAUGGGAUCCCUUCCCGAGAGCGUUCUCACCUUUUCCAAGGGUGAGCAGCACCUUGACGUCGAGCAUCCACAUGGACCCGCAUGAUGCGGUCGAAUGCCACGCCAUUUUCCAGAAAGAGGGAAACCCAAGAGCCAUGGUUAGCCUAGCAGUACACUAUGGGACGUUUGUCAGAAACGACGAGCAGACACGUGGCGAUGUGAGGGAGUUGAGAAAGGCGUGUAGGAUGCAUGGGUUGAAGUUCCAGAGGGUCAGGGACGAGACGUGUCUGCUAACAGGUGCACAGCGGGAGCAGAAUGAGGACGAGCAAGACGUGUUUCUGGUCGCGGAUCAAGGAAAGACUGUUUGGCUGCCUAUUCGGGCUUGCUCAUGA